Molecule: messenger RNA, 333 nt
Organism: Trichomonas vaginalis G3
Lineage: Eukaryota; Parabasalia; Trichomonadida; Trichomonadidae
Product: protein ubiquitination
Exons: 1
Coding region: 1-333 (110 amino acids)
Molecular function (GO): protein binding
Source: RefSeq, a predicted model, not a curated record
AUGGGUCUGAGCUUCAAUGAUAAAUUGGCUAAAAUCAAAGAGCUAAAGCAUUCUAAUGAUUUUGCAAGUGUUUAUGAUUUCCUUGAUGAACUUUCUACAGAAGGAGAACUUGAAUUGCUGUCAAAGGCAUGUGAAGAAGGACUUUGGGAAAAGAAGACACCUCAAGAUCAAAAUGUUAUUGCGAAGAAUGUACUUCAUGUCGCAUGUGAAACAGGAAAUCUCAAACUUGUUAAAUCACUAAUUGAAUGCGGUUGUGACAAAGAAGUAAAGAAUAAUUAUGGAGAUACCCCACUCAUAGCUGCAACAAUGUAUGGUCAAUUUGAAGUUGUUUAA